Molecule: messenger RNA, 3853 nt
Organism: Apodemus sylvaticus (European woodmouse)
Lineage: Eukaryota; Metazoa; Chordata; Mammalia; Rodentia; Muridae
Gene: Rundc3b
Product: RUN domain containing 3B
Exons: 11
Coding region: 417-1790 (457 amino acids)
Source: RefSeq, a predicted model, not a curated record
AUGACGUGCGGUGAGGCCUGCGGGACUGACAGGCUCGCCCGCGCGCCGGUGCGGCGUCCCUAGGGAAGCCGCGCAGCGCCGGACUCGGAGCUUGCCCGCGCUUCUCUCGUGGACGGCGGCGGCGGCGCGCGCGUGCGAGCGAGCGAGGGUGGAGGUGGCUCGUGCGCGCGUGUGAGUGAGCGUGUGAGAGAGCGUGUGUGUCUGUGUGACUGUGUGUGUGCACGCGCGCGUGGAACCUGGGCACCUGGGCCCCACUGCCUUCCACACCCUGCCCGCUGCGCGGCUCCAAACUCGCCCCUCUUCCCGCACCGCGGGCUGCCCUCGUGAGAGAAGGCCGCGGGACACAGGUGUGCCGGGCUCGCGGGACCCGCUGGAGACAAAGGGGGCGCGGAGGUGAGGCGGCCCGCCCGCCCGCCAUGGCCUCCCGGAGCCUGGGGGGCCUGAGCGGGAGCCGCGGCGGCGGUGGCGGCGGCGGCGGUAAGAAGAGCCUGAGCGCCCGCAACGCCGCGGUGGAGCGGAGGAACCUGAUCACCGUGUGCAGAUUUUCAGUAAAGACCCUGAUUGAUCGGUCUUGCUUUGAAACUAUUGAUGAUUCUUCUCCUGAAUUUAAUAACUUUGCAGCUGUUCUGGAACAAAUUCUAAGUCACCGGCUAAAAGGUCAAGUAACCUGGUUUGGCUAUGAAAGCCCUCGUAGCUUCUGGGACUACAUCAAAGUGGCUUGCCGGAAAGUUUCACAAAACUGUAUCUGUAGUAUUGAAAAUAUGGAAAAUGUCAGUUCCUCCAGAGCUAAGGGUAGAGCCUGGAUCAGAGUAGCACUCAUGGAAAAACAUUUGUCUGAAUACAUCUCUACAGCUUUGAGAGACUUCAAAACAACCAGGAGGUUUUAUGAAGACGGAGCCAUUGUCUUGGGUGAAGAAGCCAAUAUGCUUGCGGGCAUGCUGCUCGGACUCAAUGCUAUCGACUUCAGCUUCUGCCUAAAGGGAGAAGGAUUAGAUGGCACCUUCCCUGCUGUGAUAGACUAUACACCAUAUUUGAAGUUUGAACAAAGUUCUGACAGCAUCAGCAGUGAUGAGGAGGAGCUCAGGACAUUUGGGAGCAGUGACAGCGAGGGCAGCACCCCUGAGAACGUGGGGCCACCUCUCAUCCUGGACGAGAACACCUGGUUCAACAAGUGCAAGAGAGUGAGGCAGAAAUACCAACUUACCCUGGAGCAGAAGGGUUAUCUUGAAGAACUAUUAAGGCUUCGUGAGAACCAACUUUCUGAAUCUGUCUCUCAGAAUAAAUUACUACUUCAGAGGAUCGAAGAUUCUGAUCUGGCCCACAAAUUGGAGAAAGAACAGUUAGAAUAUAUCAUUGUGGAGCUUCAAGAUCAACUGACUGUACUAAAGAAUAAUGAUUUAAGAUCAAGACAAGAGUUAACUGCCCACCUCACCAAGCAGUGGCCUUCCCCAGGAGCUCUGGAUGUCAAUGCUGUUGCCCUGGAUACCUUGCUUUACCGAAAGCACAAUAAACAGUGGUAUGAUAAAAGUUACCAAAGCCUUGACCAGUUAUCAGCAGAAGUUAGCCUUUCUCAGGCCUCACUGGAUCCCAGCCACUCACAAGAAGGAGAUGGAAAGCAAGACUCAUUGAAUUUCAUCGGGGAAGGUAAAGAAGAUACGCCCUCACUUCUUGGUCUUUGUGGGUCACUAACGUCAGUGGCAAGUUACAAGUCCCUAACAAGCCUAAAGUCCAAUGACUGCCUUGCAAGCCCCACCACGGAGGUAACAAGCCCAGGCCUGACUCCAUCCUGAAAGACCGACCGUAAAACCCAAAGUUUCUGUAGUGUUGGAAAUAUUCUGUUUACAUAAGUUUGGAUGCUGGGAGAUUUUGAAGUUUUAUAUUCUGGCACAUGUGCGGCAUUUUGCUGUUUGGAGAUUUCCGUCCAGCCCGUGUGAAUUUCUGAGGGAAAAGCAUAGUAGUCCCGUAUUUUUCUUUUUAAAAUAUUACAUUUGUCACUGAGAUGUUUAAAGUUGACUAGGCUUUAAAAAUCUUACAAAGAUUGUCUGAAUUCAUUAUAAAUUGUACAUAGUUGUUAUUCAACUGAUUUUUUAUAUUUAUUUAAAUGCGUCUUGAUGUCUAGAGACCAGGUCCAGGUUUUAUUCCAGACACCUAAGCUUAGCGGUUUCUUUUACUCCUUUAUUUGGUGGUCAAAUGUACACAAAAGGCAACUAACUAGUUCCAUUAGAACUCCUGCUCUGAUGUCUGUGUAGCACGCUGUGAGGGUGACAUGUCCUAGCCACAACUGCUCAGCAGCUCUUUAAGCGUUCCUUCAUCAGUUGGGACCAACUUUUAGCACUUGAUAAAUUUCAUAGAAAUGUGCCUUUUUAGGCGGUUGCUGACUUAAUUUGUAAGGUAUGGAGGAAAAGCAUUUUAUAUAUCAGAAAAUAAAUGCAUUUCUUAGACUUAUUUUCCCAGGUAUGCCUAAGACAUUGGAAACAUUUCAAAAUAGAGAACAAAUGUUGGCAGGGUGUUACUAACAUCAGAAGUUUCCAGUUUAAUUAACGAUUUGAGACCUUCCUCUUAAAGAAAGACCUCCUGGAUGAGCAGGAGAUCUUACUGUGGAUCUUAAUGUGUCUGGGCUGCAAUGCUGUCUUCCCUGUGUGCCACAAUAAGUUACAUACUGGGCUUUUCACAGCCAUUACUGCUAUGCCAUUUCUCAUUUUUCAAACUGACGUUAGUGUUGAAAAAAUCUAUACUUCUGUAGGAAAACAGGUUUUCUUUAAACAGCUGUUUCAAAUUUUUUUAAAUUUUUGAAAUCCUACACAUGUCCCUAAAAGUCCCACCAUUUUGAAAAUGAACACGUAUGAAGUGUAUAUUCUAUCUAUAGUGAGUCACAGGAGGAAAACAAGUGUGCCAAAGACAUUUCCUAUGCUGUUUCCUAAAGGGGCCACCGUGCUCACUCUUGUCUGUAAGUUUUUAUAUUUAAACCUAGCAGCUGUGACACGUUGGAAGUGCAUCCUUCCUAAAAAGCUUCCUGAGGAGAGCUGAACUCACACGUCCGUUCCUUGUGUCCGAAGCGUAGGCGUGAGGUUCUGGGGAGUGCUUGGAGCUUAGUCUCAUGGUGUGGAAUCCUUCAGUAGUAAGAUGACCGGCGUCACAUGUGAGGCGGUGCAGACACUAAUCUCUGGGGCAAAGGAGGCCUGCAAGCUCAAGGCAGACAGUGCAGUGGCUGGCUCAGAACAUGCUGAGACUUUCCUCCUGCAGCUGAUGUAUCUAAACAGAGCACCUCCAUCCGCUCGGAACCAUGUACACCGUCCUCAGAGUGCGAUGGCCAAAGCCACUUUAAAGUCGUGUCAGGAAGAGCAAGUGAAGACAGCAGGCCUGCAGGAGGCCGUACGGGGACGCCUACUUUCCUAAGAACUAUCAAAGUGUUUACUGCUUUAUCACCAUGGCCUGCCUGCUCUCACCUGUCAUUUAUGAUUUUUUCAGAUAUAAAACCUUGGUAAAUCUUUUCAUACACUUUUAUAAAGUAGAAGGGAAUACAAGAUUUCCCAGUUGGUACACUUUUUCAGAUCUGUCCGAUAGAAACACUAGUUUGUGACAAAUCCCUGCUGCAAACUGCAGACUGAGACAUGACACCUGAGGAUCAUGGCUUUCCCUCUGUAACUGGAGCUCUCGAUAGAAAUCUCAGCUGCUGCUGUGGAACGCAGUCUCCACAGCUCAUUUCCAUCUAGAUGCAGCUUGUGUGCUUGUGUGGUGAGCAGUGUCUCAGUCUUUAAUUUUCAGUGGUACUGUUUAUUUUUCAGAACCCCACCAAGAAUGCUGGCUAUGCCUAUCUUUCCAUCUGUAUUUCGUUGCCUUGAUGUACUAUAUU